Molecule: messenger RNA, 1555 nt
Organism: Struthio camelus australis
Lineage: Eukaryota; Metazoa; Chordata; Aves; Struthioniformes; Struthionidae
Gene: PLEKHS1
Product: pleckstrin homology domain containing S1
Source: RefSeq, a predicted model, not a curated record
GGGUCAUAUUUCAGGGUGUUUGUGUUUAUGCAAGGGUUAUAAGAAGGCAGUCGCAAUGCGGAGCAAUGACACAUUGUGUUGUGCUGCGGAAAAUGAUACAGGUAACUUGGAAAUGCUUUAAGGGAUAUUUCUCCAAGACCUUCCACACCAUGAACGCAUUUUGCCUGUGAUCUUAAAUCCAGUAAAAUGCUGCUUAGGAGGAAUCUGAGUGAAAGGAAUUAGCCUCAAGGUUUUUGCUCUCUUUACUUUCCGAGUAGAAGAAACAAUCAGGAUGGCUUCCAGAAACAGAAGAAAUUCUACAGGAACUCAAAAUACAUUCUACCACAAGGAUGAAGUUUGCAAGUAUGGAUUCCUUACCAAAUCACCACCUCUUCAACUUUUGAACUCUCAGAAUUCCUGGAAAAGGCGGCUUUUCGUCUUGUCCAAAUCCAGCAAAGGCUGUUACACCCUGAAGUAUCUAAAAGGCCAGAAUGUAAAGGGCUCCAUCGCUGUUGAUCAGAUCGUAAAUAUAGAAAUUGGCAUAAGUAAUUCUGAAAGGAUGGCAACAGUAAGGAAGAUGUUUAAAUGCUCUCCUGAAGAGGUGAUAUCUAUCAGUACUGGAGACAGAAGUUACUACCUCAUUGGGAGGAGCAGGGAGGAGAUAAAGGACUGGGUUGCUGAGAUAUCUUCGGUCUGGAGGGAGGCGAUAGGAGGAGGAUGUCCUCAGGAGAAAGGUCCCUCAGAAGAAAAGAACAGGCCUAAUUCAGAUCCUGGCCCCUAUCAAUCUCAGUACGACUCACUGAGAAGAGUUUUUCCAAGCCAGAACAAAGAUUUGGAAAAGACUAAGGAAAAUCCACUGUCGUCAGAUACAGAUGAAGACGUCAAAGAGGAAGAGGAGGAAUAUUACAAAACCCCCAGCAAUCUUUUAGCAAAGUGUAAUACUGAAAUAUCACAGCCUGACCCUACAGCUGAGCCUAAUGUCCCUGUGCAAGAGAAGCCAGUGCAGAAGGACCCAGUAAAGGAGAACGUUUAUAUGUCAAUGAAAGCACUGGUCCUGGACGAUAAUCACCAGCUCAUGUGCACCAGUGAUGGACUCCCGACUCCUGCCAAGCGCCAGGAAACGAGUGCAUGCCCAAGAGACUUGGUGGCAAACGGAGACCUAAAACUUGAAGAAAGCACCACCAGGCAGCAGCCAACCCUCCAGAAAAGGCAAAGCUCGUUACCCCUUUCGGUGGUUCAACUGACUAUACUACUCAGUCAAAUUACAGAUGAGACCCAACUGCAGAAGUUGGAUAUUUUCAUCCCCCUGACUGAUAUUAACAAUUACCUAACACUUACCGAGGCAGCAGGACAAAUAUGUGUCUCACAUUGGACUGGUACUUACAAACUUGGAUGUAUAUUUAACCACGGAGACCGUAUAGUGGCUGUGAAUGACCUGCACCCACAGAAUGUGGAGGAGGUUUCCCUGUUUAUCAGCAGGUCCGCAAGAAAGGAGGUGAAACUUACUGUUUGUAGGAUCCCAGGUUCAGAUAUCUUCCAUGUUAAAGGCUGCUCAUUGAACAUGGGGAAUGAUUGA